Messenger RNA from Lagopus leucura (white-tailed ptarmigan), 848 nucleotides. Its product is annotated as non-structural maintenance of chromosomes element 3 homolog. Gene Ontology annotation, cellular component: nucleus. Bases 48 to 788 code for a protein of 246 amino acids. The transcript has 11 exons. The record is from RefSeq and is a predicted model, not a curated record. Lineage: Eukaryota; Metazoa; Chordata; Aves; Galliformes; Phasianidae.
GUGCUGCUCUGGCGCAUGCGCGCUGAGAGGAGCGGGCUGAGGGCGAGAUGUCCCAGAGGAAGCGCGGCAGAGGCUCCGGCCUCACCCAGGGCGACGAUGAGGAUUUCAGCGUGCUGCCCACGCAGAGCCCCAGCCAAGUGCAGAGGAACCUGGAGAGCCGCUCCCAGGAGGAGAUCGAUCGGAAGGUGACCGAGCUGGUGCAGUUCCUGCUUGUGAAAGACCAGAAGAAAAUCCCUAUUAAAAGAGUAGACAUCCUGAAAAAAGUUAUCCGUGAAUAUAAAGAUGUUUACUCAGAGAUUGUCAACCGGGCGGGCAGGACCCUGCAGCAGGUGUUUGGGUUGCAGAUGGUGGAGAUUGACACCAAGCACCACAUCUACAUCCUCACCAGCACCCUGCCGCGUGUCGAGGGGGAGAACCUGAAACAGGAUAUACAGACAGCCAAGCUGGGUCUCCUCAUCGUCAUCCUCAGCUUCAUCUUCAUGAAGGGCAACUCAGCCAAAGACAGUGCUGUAUGGGAGUUCCUGCGCCGGCUCCGGGUGCACCCAGGGGAGAAGCACGAGGUGUUUGGGGAUGUGAAGAAGCUGGUGACGGAGGAGCUGGUGCGACAGAAGUACCUGGAGGUCACCCCCAUCCCCCUGACGGACCCCCCCGAGUUCAAUUUCCAAUGGGGGCCGAGGGCUGCCAAGGAAACCUCCAAGAAGGACAUUCUGAGCUUUGUGGCGAAGGUGCAGAAGAAGGAGCCCAGCUUCUGGAUCAGCCAAUACAACGAAGCCAAGGCCAACUCGUGAACCCCUUGUCCUUAAAUAAAAUUGUGUUCUUUUGGGGGGUGCUCAGCUCCCCAGCACGCA